AUGUCUGUGAGGGAAUGUAAGCGGCCUCUGAGCCCUGACAAGACGCCUUUAGUUCAGAUUGUGGAGCUGGACUUCAAGCUGCAAGAGGACAAGCUGCAGCCCUUGAUGAAGCGCCUGUGUCCCACCGGGGACUCCCACCUCCCUGCUCUGCCUUACAGCCAGGACACACUCUACUCCUCCACCCCCAAACGCAAGUCCAAAGCCGAGUCCAAGAAGCACGCGCGCUGGAGACUGUGGUUCCUCUGA
This is a messenger RNA of Knipowitschia caucasica, 246 nucleotides long. The record is from the annotation of a GenBank genome assembly. Lineage: Eukaryota; Metazoa; Chordata; Actinopteri; Gobiiformes; Gobiidae.